UAGGUGCUAUUGAAGCUAAUUUGCCUAUUUUUAAUUAUAAAUUUUCCUACAAUAGCCUUCCUUUUCUAACAAUCCUAAUUUUCCUAAACUCAAAACUCCCGCCAACUUCAUCCUUCACAUCCCUCCAAAAACCUCAAACCCUACUCUCUCUCUCUCUCUCCCUCUCCUAUUACCUCUCUCCUUCUCACACAAGUACACAACAAAAAUGGCGGAUGAAGAAGAAAUCCACUCAUCAGAAACCCUAAAACCCUCAUUUCCAACGGGAAGAGUGAAGAAAAUCGUGAAAUUCGACAAAGACAUCACCAGAAUCACCUCCGAAGCUCUCUUCCUCGUCUCCGGCGCAACGGAGUUAUUCCUCCAUUUCCUCACCGAGAAAUCCGCCGAAAUCGCCGUCGAAAAGAAGCGUAAAAACAUCAAGGUCGACUACCUCAGACUCGCCGUCAAGCGACACCAGCCGACUCGCGAUUUUCUGCUUGAUUCACUUCCGAUGCCGUCUUCUCAGCCGUUGGAUGAGCCUCCUGCUGAUCGGACGGUUAAGAGGAAGUCUGUUCUUCCGCCUAAUACUCGUCGUAUUGAUAGCUUCUUCUGUAAGCCUCCUCAGAAUGAUGAUUUGAGAAAUGAAGGUGAAGAUCCUGAUGUUGAUGAUGAGGAGGAGACCUAGGGUUUUGGUGUUAAUUGUGGUAAUUUAUGUCAUUUGAUAGUGUUAGAUUGAUAAAAUGUUGGUGGUUAUGUGUUUGUAGAUUGUUGAGACUUUCAAUUCAA
Messenger RNA from Chenopodium quinoa (quinoa), 762 nucleotides. RefSeq names its product dr1-associated corepressor-like. The transcript has a single exon. Gene Ontology annotation, cellular component: nucleus. Gene Ontology annotation, biological process: regulation of DNA-templated transcription. Gene Ontology annotation, molecular function: protein heterodimerization activity. Bases 206 to 661 code for a protein of 151 amino acids. Lineage: Eukaryota; Viridiplantae; Streptophyta; Magnoliopsida; Caryophyllales; Amaranthaceae. The record is from RefSeq and is a predicted model, not a curated record.